Messenger RNA from Micropterus dolomieu (smallmouth bass), 4614 nucleotides. RefSeq names its product dynein axonemal assembly factor 8. NCBI's taxonomy places the organism in Eukaryota, Metazoa, Chordata, Actinopteri, Centrarchiformes, Centrarchidae. Bases 104 to 4483 code for a protein of 1459 amino acids. The transcript has 30 exons. Gene Ontology annotation, molecular function: dynein complex binding. The record is from RefSeq and is a predicted model, not a curated record.
GAGAAGUUUUCCGUUGCCAAGGGUAACCAGAUCCUCAAAUAAUCAACUGCGCCACAUAAAAGCUAACUUCCUUCAUCUUGUAGGCCGGUUCCUACCGAUAGUAAUGGACCUGAAUCACUCUUCGUGUUGGGAUUCAAUUCUGGAGAAAGUGAAACCACACAUACCGACCAUCGACUUCGAUUCUUCAUCAUCCGAGAAUGAAGAGGUUCUUCUCACCAUAUAUCAAAGACCAGCUGGUCUUUCCCUGAAGGUCCCAGAAGACUUUGACAGUUUCUCACUGGAUGAUGAUGAACUAGAGGAGCUGUUGAAACCUGUAGCACACACUUGUUGGUCAGAAGAGUCUUGCAGCCAGAGUGCAAAGUUUGAUGAUGAUGAAAUUGUAGAAGGCAAGUCCGCAACUCAGUGGGGAACCCAUCACUCUGAUGCUGAGACAGAUGCUUGUGAGAGAGGUAUUGUGGAGUUGAACAGAGCCAAGCUAGACGCCUCUGUAAAACCAAAUGUGGACAACACAAAAUCUGAUGAAGUUUUUCCUGUUCUCUCAUUUGCGAGGCUUGACCAGUGGGAUUUGGAUGAUGUCCUCCAAAAUCUGAGAGAGGAUGGGCUGUCUCUGCAGCAACAUGUGUCAGUUGAACCUGCGAAAAUACAAGCAGAUGGUGACAAAUGCACGUCCCAGGGGAAUAUAAUGGAAAGACUAGUUGCUUUCUGUAACAGCCAGGCAUCUAAGUCUGCGCCAGAGCCUGUGAAAAGUCCAAACCACAUCAGACAGAAAAAUGAGUGGAACAAGUCAUUGGAAAGGAUGGCAGCAGAGUUGCAGCUGAGCCACCAGGAUUUUCCCACUGUUUAUAUUGACCUGCGUUGCCCUGAUCCUUCAUUGAAACCGCCAAGAACAUACCCAAGUCUUUCAUCAGAGUCCAAGUCACCGGCUAAACACAACACUCACUGGGAAACAAAGAAACCCAAUCUUAAAGUGCACGUUGGAUCAUGGAUGGGGGACAGGGAAGUGACUGGCAAGAGUAUGUUGCUUCAGAAAAUAAGGGAAAUUAAUAGAAAUGGGACUAAAUGUCCCGAUAAAUAUACAGAUCCUCCUAACUCAGUGCUAGGGAAUGAAGAAGAAGAACUGAAAGAGAAGCUACCCCAGCCUGUAGUGUCUACAUGUAGCCAUGAGUCACACCAUCUGUGGGAGGAUAAACAGACUUCACAUGUACAGUUUGAGGACAGAAACCCUAAAAUGGAAAGCCCACCAAUAGCUCAGCAAUGUACACUCAAAACACCAAAGCAGCAGAGUGACAAACAUAGGCAACAUAAACAACACCAUCAGAUUCUUAAGCAGCUGGGAAUACAUCGUCCAACCAAAUCUGUCAAUCGGAAGCAGCCAGCUGCUGAAGGAACUGAUGUUCUUUAUGAUUUUGAAGCAUCUCAUCAACAGUCAAUCACUACAUUACCAGCAGAUAUUGAAAGUAAGGGGUGUAUGUUACUGAUCGUGGACCUCUCCGGUCCUGGCAUGGUUGGAGACAGAGUUCAUGGGAGGGGAAAACAUCUGCAUCCAGCUGGAGCUAAAUCCCAUAUCUACAACACUUUAGUGGCUUGGUUUCUGUCUUUGGCUGGCCCAGACCCACGUCAUGAUGAAGAUGAGGUCAGUGCAAUGGUCCCAUUCUGGGUUGCAGGGCUUCAGCAGAAGUGGACAGAGGAAGGACUGGCUUUGCAUGUUUUAGCUGUGGCUCGUCACUGUUACACACCAAGGAAAAGGGACAUAGACAUCCAUACUCCUUUCUAUAACCAUGUCCGCAGGUUCCUCUCUGAGACCUCACUCACUCUAAUUGCCCACUGGCUACCUCAUCUGAAUAACUUGCUGGACCAACAAGCCUAUGCCUCACCCAUCCUGCCCUCUUCCUGUUUAAAUUCUUUCAUCUCUGCUACCUCCAACAAAAAGGUUAUAGAUAGGACAUUUAGUCUCAGUCCAGGGUUUUUCUGGCAGACUGUGGAAACUCAGGAGCGUGUUUGUAAGGGGAGAGAGACCACACAAGAGCUACACACAGAGGUAGCGGUUGCUCUGUGGCGCAAAGCUUUCUUUGUACAUCCUUUCAAAACACACUACACCCUCCAGCUUGUUCUUGACUCAGGACUCGAUAUAUGUGGUCUGCGGCUCCUUUAUCCACCACAGGGGUUCCUGAGUGACAUUGCUGGUGUUGUAUCAGUUAUCCAGAGAACCGAUGAGACCUGCCAGCCCGUUCUUGCCCUAGCUGUUCGAGGCCCUCAUGCCCACUCAGUGUUGAAAGAUAUAACUAGUUCCUUAAGUCCUCUGCUGCCCAGAAAGAAAGCUCUCAGCCCUCUCCACUGCAGAAGUCAAGAACCUCGACUUAUCUACUCCCCUCGACUGUCCAGUCAAGUCCACAGGGAGCUGUGCUUGUGGUUUUCAGGAAGACUUAAAGGAGGAAGUGCACAGAUUCACAACCGGCCUCUGAAUAGAGUUGUGCCUCUGGAUGACAGUGUGGGAGGCAGCCUAUUCAGUUUAGGCGGAUCACCUUCCUUUCUGUGCGCUACAACAAAAGCUGACAUACUCCUUGUGGUGUCGCCUGGCGUGCCUCCAUGUUGCUACGGCCAAGUGCUGUCUGUCUGUGAACGCAGAGGCUUCAGUCUGAGGGGGCUGCAGAGGCUGCAGCUUCAGAGCAACGGAGCUGCAGUCCUUGGACUCACCAACCAGCAGGCACUUGUGUUCUGCAGUCCACAUACUGUGACACUGGAUCAGAAGGAGCUGGAGUUACCCUCUCACUGUCUGGUGUUGUUACUGAGGAAAGAAAAUGCGAUGCGCCACAGUGUUAGCCUUCCAGCAGCCCUAAUGAGAGAAUUUAAGGCAGAAAAGCUUCUGGGUUGCAUCCACACCAGACUUGAUGGUGUUCACACAGCAGAGCCAAGCUUCUGUUUCCACACUGUGCCUUACAGCAGUUACCUGUCCCAUAUGUUUGUUAGGUGUAUGUGGGCAGUGCCAGAUCCUUCCAGUGCGAUCCUGUUGCAUCAGAAGCAUUCACCCAGCUCUGACAUGGAGCAGGUGGUGAUUUUGACCUUGUGUGGGAAGGACAUGAGCCAAGGCCUGAGCCUCCUACACAGAGUGCUGACAGAAGGGCCAGGAGGUAAUGAACAACAUGGAGGAUUCGAGCUGCUUGGCCUGAAGUAUCUGCCUGCGUUGACUCAAUUUCAGGCUCAGGAACUGAGCCCAUAUGAGGUGGGAGAGCAGCAGUGUCACGACAGCCUGGAUCAACUGAUGUCCUCUCCAGCCUUAGUGUGUUCUCUUAGAUGCUUGAAUGCUCUUGCUUCACUGAGGAAGCUCCUACCACACGAUUACCCCGCUAACUUCGGUGUCCUGAUGUCACCCACACCUGAAGUGGCUUUCAGACAAGCCUCCCUCUUCUUCUUUGAGCACGAGAUGAUUUGUGACUACAGCAUACACCCACCUCUGAAGUGUCUUCCCGACAACAGCAGUGCAGAAGAUCCACAGAUGCUGCUCACAGUGUGCCUGUUCAAGCCAAGAACCUGGAAUCACUCUCUGGCUAAAAUAGUCCGCAAACUCCUGCUGAGUGACCUCACGUUGGUGGGCCUCCGUGUAGUGACCCUGGACAAAAGCAUCGCUACCUCACUACUGCCUGCCGAAGGUGACCCCUCAGACUUGGAGGCCCAUGUGGAAUACUUGUGCUCUGGCUCAUCACUGGCUCUCUGCCUGGAGGGGGAGAAUGCUGUGAGGAUGCUGCUGGAUGUCCUGGGCCAAGAGGACUCAUCCCUCAGGACGACCUGUUAUGGCAUGGCUCAUUCAUACAAUGGCAUCUAUGGAUCUGGAUCAUAUCAGAAAGCAAUUCAGGAUGUGAAGAGGCUUUUUCCAGAGGGGCUCUGCUGUACUGAAACCAGCACAAAGAGACAGGAACAGGUUCAGAUACUCAGCAUGUGCUCAGACCCCUUAGCCUCUGUGGAGCGUGCACAGAGGUGUACACUGGCCCCUGUGGAUCAGGAUAGUCUGUCACCCUCGAUGGCAUCAGGCCCAAAUGGAGGGUCCCUGAUACACAGUGCUCUCUGGCAGACAACCUGUCUGCUGAUACCCUUAAAUGCUCCACAAAUGCUCAGCCAGGUGCCAUCCCAGCUGGACAUGCUGGAGCCGCUGCUGAGGUCAGGCUGCCACCUAGUGGCAGGGAGGAUGAGCAUACUGGAUAAUGAGCAGAGGAACCAUAUCGCUGACACGCUGAAAAUAUCACAGAGAAAUGAGAGAAUGGCUCAUCUUUACAUGGCACCCUGUGUCUGUCUCAUCAUGGCUCUGCAAGGAGAGGCAAUUGUGGCCAGUUUUAACUUGAUCCUUGAAAGCAUUUACAAGGAGAACUCAGCCCUAGAAAAAGUGGGGAAAAGGAUUAUCCACCCCGACAGUGAGGAAGAGGCAAAGCAGCUGAUAUGCUACCUUUUUGAUGCCUUGUCUCCCGAGAGCUGUCACACUAUUGUGCCAUAAAGUUCCAAUAUGUGCAUGCUUCAGUUGGAAUUUUCGUGUCUGCUCUGAAAAAUGUCUUCUAAUUCCCAUUGUUCAGGAAAUAUCUGUUCUAGAUAGAAAGUCACUGCAAUGUAAUAAAUAUUUUCACUUCA